Messenger RNA from Camelina sativa (false flax), 636 nucleotides. NCBI's taxonomy places the organism in Eukaryota, Viridiplantae, Streptophyta, Magnoliopsida, Brassicales, Brassicaceae. The record is from RefSeq and is a predicted model, not a curated record.
AUGGAGAUGAAAAUGCUGGUUUCUGCGGUGGAAUGGGUAUACACCCACUUGAGGUUAUCGGACGUGGCUUUAGCCCUAGUAGGGCUUUUUCUUCUUAGUUACUUGCGUGAAAAGUUAGUGAGCAAAGGUGGGCCAGUGAUGUGGCCAGUGUUGGGAAUCAUACCGCCGUUAGCCCUAAACAAACACGAUCUGUUUGGUUGGUGCACCAGAGGCGUAGUCAGAGUUGGUGGGACGUUUCAUUACAGAGGAAUUUGGUUCGGUGGGUCUUACGGAAUCAUGACCGCGAAUCCUGCAAACAUCGAGCAGAUUCUCAAAACCAAUUUCAAGAACUAUCCAAAAGGUGCGUUUUAUAGAGAGAGGUUUCGUGAGCUUCUUGAAGACGGGAUCUUUAAUGCUGAUGGUGAGCUUUGGAUGGAAGAGAGACGUGUGGCUAAAACCGAGAUGCACUCUUCUCGUUUCUUGGAGCACACGUUUACUACCAUGAGAGAUCUGGUGGACCAGAAGCUCGUGCCGCUGAUGGAGAAGUUGUCUACUUCUAAGAGAGUCUUUGAUCUACAAGAUAGAUCGAUUUACCGGAGAUUCCUUUCGCUAAGGCUUUUGAGGAAGCCACGGAGUAUACACUUGCAAGGUUUCUGA